Messenger RNA from Porites lobata, 8396 nucleotides. The record is from the annotation of a GenBank genome assembly. NCBI's taxonomy places the organism in Eukaryota, Metazoa, Cnidaria, Anthozoa, Scleractinia, Poritidae.
GGCUACGUUUGUCCCCUAUUUGAUUGCGCUCUACUGCUUGAGUUUAGUCCAUGCUCAGUCACAGAUGUUCAUAUCGACAGGCAUCACUGGUUCGCGGUAGAGGACGACCUUAAACUGCCCAGAAAUGCUGCUGAAUGCCCUGUUGACGGAAAUAAUAAUGUAUCUCCUUCACGCAGUAAAUACAACGCUCAGCCUCUUGGAGGUUGUUGGUGUAAAUGUAGCAGGCCCACAGGGGAAAGGUACACUUUCUUUGAACCAACCAAUUCUUGCAUGAAGGUCAGGUUGGCUCGUCAGAGAUCAGGUAACUUAGUUUCAUUUGGUUCGCCUACGUACUUUACGUUUUAAUUACUAUCCACUCUUCAAAGCUAAUUGCAAAGUUUGUAAUAUAGCUCUUUUUCUGUUUUCCACUUGAGGGUAAACAUCAAAAAUAACGUCGAAAAAGACACAACUUUGUUGUUGAUUUUUUCUCUCAAAAAGUCCGGGCGACCAAGCAAUUUCCUUCCAAAUAAAACCUUGAGUUGCCUUUGGGUCGCCAUACCUGUUGAUUGGGUUAUUUUAUAUUGGUGUGCCUGUGGUGCGGACGGAUGGGUGGACGGACGUACGGUCAUGUGACUACCAAAACGUCUCGGAUGCAUAGGUUAUCAAAUUUUCUUACCCGUGGUGCUCCGCUGCGCGCGAGAAAGGAGAGCUCCGCCACAAAGGCAAGGGAGCAUAUUUCCCUUUAUAACCAAAUUCAUUCGUUGUAUCGCGCUGCUCGUUUCUGUACCGUCAAUCAUUUGAGUGGAGGCGGGGUUUAUGCAAAUCACAAUGCAACGCACUCGCCCAGCUUGGCCCGCAAAAGAAAACUGAGAAUAGCGAAGGAAAUUGCGAUGAUGAAUGGAAUUUUUGUCGAGAGCAGGAGCAGACAUGCUUUAUUCUUGCAAGAGUCAAGAACAAGAAAGAUCAGAAAAAUCUUCGAAGAAAACUAUUCGAUUAUUUCCCGAAACAGAGCGAUCACAAGCAACGAACCUUGAAACACAGAAACAAAGAGAGUCGAUAGAAAUGCACGAUUCACAGUAAAAUGCUUCUUAAAAACGCGCAGCCCGUUUGAACGAAAUUGGCUAUAAGAUAACUUGCUAGCUGCAUUGUAGAAAAUGAUUUGUGGGAAUGUCAAUGAUUUGUCCCUUUACAUUUAAGAUGCUAUUGGUCAAAAUUUGUCCCUUUACAUUUAAGAUGCUAUUGGUCUGCCAAGCAUGCAGCAAGGUCAAGUGAAAUUUAAAGAAUAUAGAUCAAAUUUAGGUUUAAUUAUUCUAUCAAACGCAUGACAAACUUGGCACCGAGUAGUGUUAUUGAACUUGUCUAGAUGCUUCUUUACCAUUUGGUCUGCCAAUUUGCUUAAAUUACACCAUAGCAUUCAUUAGAAAAUCCAUUGAUUGUUGUCGCCUAUAUAAAUUGUAUCAAACGAAAAAGUAUAUUAAAAUCCUUCUUUGAUUGCAUAUUUGAAAGAAAAAAAAGUAUUAUAACGAGAUCUCAAAGAACGACAAUUUUUUUGCCUCCUAUUUCCCGAUUACACCCUUAUCACUAUCCAAGGACUUUGUUGUUAUACAGGUGUACACCAAGGAAAACAGCUAACCAAAACUCGUUUCUCUCUGAUCUAAAACACCCCGGGUCAGCUGUCAUAAAAAAAAUGAUCUCUUUCAAACUAGUUUUUCAAUUUUUAACCGUUUGAGCUGAGACUUUGCACGAUAAUGGAAUUUUGUAUUCCCAACAAUCGUAAUUUUUUUGAUUUUUGAUUUUAGCGGUUUUUCAGUGGGGCGAAAAUGACGUCAUAAGAUUGACAGCAAAAAAUAAUUUUCGACUUAUGGCGUAGCCUGCGUGGCAGGCGUUUGAAAGGGAAGGGAAAGGGAGUUUUAGGUGCGAGAAAAGCGAGGGGCGCGCGAGGAGGGAGGGAGGGAAACGCCUGCCAGGAGACCAUUGUUUUUCUCGUUUUUAACAUCCACCAGGCAAAUGUUAAAAUCCUGAUUGGUCCGUCUUCAAAACAUGUCAAUCACAGUCUUAAUACCUUAAUCCGAUUGGCUGAAAUCAACAUCACGCUAUUGAGAAAUCUUUCAGUAAUCAUUUAAAAAUAUGUUGUUAGUGAGGCGUGAUGAGAUUUCUGUAUGGAAUUCAUCGUUUUAGAACGAUUAGAAACUGAAGCCAUCUAUUUCAGUUUGAAAGGAGAAUAGAAGAAAGCAGUUAAAAGACUCGUAUGAAGGAAAAGACCUGUCAGCUAGAUGAGUUGUGCUGACUGGUUUUGCGAAGUCUUGUCUGGCCCAACGGCUUGGUUUACUCACUAGAAGAAAGAAAGGAAAAAUCAUGCUGCCUGUGUGCUUGUUAUCUGCUGUUUGACCUCAAACGCCUACCACGCAAGCUACCCUUUAUCAACGACCAGAUUGUUGAAGACGAAGCGAUCUAUAAUCCUUAGCGAUUUUUGGUUUUACGACUUCUUGCUGGUUAUAGACGUUAUAAAGCCGCCAGGAACUUACUUUAAUAAUAAUAUUGAUUGCAGAAUUAGCCUUAUUGGAGAUCUUUGAAGUUCAGCUCUUCCUUUCCCUGCUACCAGCGUUCUUUUGUAUGCUCCGCUGGAUCCAGUUCGAGAGUCGGGAAAGUGUUUGUAAUUAAUUUCUUCGACCAACAUUACGUGCAAGUUGGGAAGUCCAACCCCGAGUCCAACACGAUACCUUCAGCAAAAAAGUAAUAGAUUUAUGCUGGAUUUUAUAUAACAAGCCACGUAUGGUUGCGACUUUCUUCCUUCAACGGACGACCGCAUUUAUACUUUUUUUUCAUAGUACCUUCACUUCAGAUUUCUUGUUUUGGGACUGAACAAAGGAAAAACCAUGAAAACAGUACGUGAAAUGCGACUUAAAUAGGCGCAUCGCGGCCAGACUUAUUUGACAGCUAGUCAUUCACAGUUGCGUUAUUUUUGCGUACAUAAUUAGUAGGCGGGAUGGCGAAAACAAUGGUUUCCUGCCAGGCGUUUCCCUCCCCCCCCCCUCCUCGCGCCCAAAACCCCCUUUCCCUUCCCUUUUAAACGCCUUCCACGCAGGCUACUUAUGGCGUUAAACUUAAAAAAACUAGAACUUUUAAAAGAACUUACAGAGAUGAGCUCAAAUGUAAAAAAAUAAUUUGUAAAGCUUAGUUGGUUGAAAAGUGAUUGAGCAGCGAAUUUCGUAUUUUCCGCCAUUUUGUUACUAUUUUUAGAAAUUUGGUGAUCUUUAGAAUGUCAUAUCUUCUUAACCAAAUGAGGUUUUCAAAAACGUUUUUCACAUUUAAGUUCUUCUCUGAGCACUCUUUCAAAAUUGGUAACCUGUUAUGGCAUAAGUUGAAAUUUAUAGUUUAUUGUCGCUCUUAGCGCCAAAAACCGUUCAAAUCCAAAAUCCAAAAACACGCGAUUUUUGGGACUACAAAGUUCUAUUAUCGUGCAAAGUCUCAGCUCAAAGGGUUAAAAAUUGAAAAACUAGUUUGAAAGAGAUCACUUUUUGAUGACAGCUGACCCGCCGUGAAAUCUUUCAAUAUUUGACACUUUUAAAAAUAGACAUUCUUCAAAAACUAUGCCUGUUAAUUACCUUGAUUACUUUGAAAAUUAUAAAUACAUUUUUUUAAUUUCAUUUUUAAAAACCUUGAUAAAGAAGGAAGUUGCGUCGGCAAGGUUUAGUACUCUUAUCGGUUUAAGGUUCGCGUUUUCCAGUUGAAUUAAUUUAAUUAUUUUAUACGGUUUUAAUACACUAAUUACGAUAUUGAGUUGUUAUUUAAUGCCAUACAAAAGCUACUCCUUGUAAGCCCCCUAUCUACGAGCUUUUUAGCUUUUAAUAGCAAUUGUGGGUCCACAAUCUUCCUUCCUCGUGUAUUAUGUACUAAAUGCACCGGUUUAAAACAAAACAACACAAGACAAAAGUAUACCCUUAAUACGUGCAGGCUCUUCGACAACCUAAUGAUAUAAGUGCCUUCCUAUAAUAACGAGGGCUAAAAUUUAACUUGCAUUGUCCACAGAAUUUUGAUUUUAUCUCAGUCUAUAAAUAAGUAUGGCGUUAUCGUGUUAUUUCAUUAUGAUUUUUCAUCAUCAUUUUUUUUCUAUCAAAUCACUCUUUCAAUUUGUAAUUGAGCAAGUUAAUUAUUUAAAAUUUCUUACUGAUUGGAUUUAUUAUGUUCAUGUAUUAUACACACGUGUACCAACUCUUAACGAAUAUUUUGAUGAUAGGUAAUCAGUGUCCAGUACUCAGUCAUCAAUUUAAUAUCAGGGUAAAUUCUUAUUUUACACUUUUAUUUAUAAAUCAGCAAGCACCAAAAUAGAGUCUUUGGUUGUUUACCGUUCGCCAAAAUAUCAAGUUUGCUUGGAAUGUUUAAGGACGGUCCAAUUUCGUCUCAGUUCGAGAGGAAAAUUUCCUCAAAAUACCAUUUCCUGAAAAGUGGCCUAUGAGCUAAAUUUGGCACACUCACAAAUAGACGUUUCAUUUUUAAUUUCACUUACUCAAGUUAAGCAAUCUGCGAAUAAUGAAAGCAUAGUUUUGCGUAGGAAGACAGUGGAGUUGGAAGACUCCUUCUUCCUCAAUCUAAUGGAUGGUAAGCAAUCUCGCGAAAAAGCUAAUGAAGAGCGCUGACUCACUGAAAACAACCGCAAUUACUUAAAGGUAGCUGAAACAAUGAAGUGAAUGCUUACACAUGGCGAUCAUCAAUACUUGGCUUUCUCUAUUGCACUUUUUGUUUGGCUUGGGUAAAGGCAAUAGGAUAUAGACUUCCAGCACUGAAUUAUUUCGUUUCCCAUCGAUCUACAUUUGGCGUAUUAACCCAGUCUUCGGAUGUGCAAGGAAAUUGGCUCUGGGGAAAGGCGUGAUGAGCCUCACAGAAUGCUAAUUGGCCUUGGCAGUCUGCGGACUAUGGAGCAUGUUAGUAAUGGCGGCUCUCUUACACACUAUCUUGAAUAUUGAUUAUCGGGGGAAGUUGAUAUUUGUAUAAAAACGACACACACAUUUUUUAACGUCUAAUUACCUUUUUCGUACAUUUGGGGCGGGAAAGGGGGCUUGAGAAUUCUUAUUGCCCAAAAGUCAGCUGGUAAUCAUAGCAAACGCGGUUAAUUUAAUAUGCAGCAAGCCUUUCUUCCUCUUUACCAACACCUACCCCCUCCCCUCCGAGUCGCUUUGCGCCAAGAAUUUGAGUGUUCUUGAAAAGCUUUUCAAAAUCAUAUGUCUGGGUCUACUUGCUAUUAUUGCUGGUUCGCAGGUGAAGUCACAGAGGCCUUGUUGGAGGUCAAGAACAAAGCAUUUCUCCCCUCUGGGAACUAAACUCUAUUUUUAUGUAAAUUCUUCGAAAAGAAUUUCAUUGUAUUGACCACCAACAUGGCCGCCUAGUCACGUGUUUGCAAACCAAGAAUUGGUUGGUGGGGUGUUCUUGUUGAAAUACGUGCUGUAGUAAAUCUUGUUGUCAUAAAUCUCUUAAUGAGAAAGAUGAAAACUGUACACACGGUGAUAAUUGUGUCAGAAAGGUCUUAUUCUGAACUUUUAUUCGUAAUAAAAUAAGCAAUACGAUGGAAUCACGAAUUGUUUACCGUUCGCCAAUAGUCCUUUCAGCUUAAAAUGUGAGUAGAAGAGCCAAUCUGGUCUUUGUAAACAGGAAGUUGUAGUACUCGAUGAUAGUAGCAGUAAGCACUGCCAACGAUCGCAGUUUUAUUUAUAAUUAUACUCUCUCUUUUCCAUUGCGGAAGUUUAUUCCAGUAUAAGGGCUCACAGGAUUGGUUGGGAAAACAAUAAUAAAUGAAUAAAUAAGUCAACUAUGACCUUGGGUUAGCCCUAAACUACUGGCCGUGGUUGCUACAUUAUAGGUCCAAUAAAAUUAAAGGUUUUUUUUUUUUUUUUAAGAGCCGCAAUGACUGUCUAGUCACUUUACCAGGUAUAAAGGUCUUUGCUAUUAUUUUAUUUCAUGCAUUCCUUGGACUAUCUCAUACAUUUUUUUUCGCCACAGAAUGUAGUUUGCUUUUCACUGGUGAGACAGCGGACAGUGCCUUAACUUUUAUUCCCUUAACCGGUGUUACUCAAAAGACCAUCAACGUACCCGUUGACAACUCAUGUACCUUUUACUUUGGGGAGAAACUCUAUGCACAUUACAUUGGUUGCGACGGAGCCUGGAGGGAGAUCCCACCAAAAAGCGUAAAUGAGGGUUUAGAGGUCACUCCUGGUUGGAACAAAAACCAACUUCAAUUCAAGGUAUAAGGUUGGGUUUAAUGAUAAUGCAUUGUUACAUCUUACUGUAGAUACGUCACACCAACGCGAUAUUGGUGUAGUAAAGUAAUAAAUUAAUGGCCUUGUUCUUGUUCCAGACCAAUAUUCUGGGAUUUGAACCGUUUUUUUUAUGUAAAAACUUUCCUUUGUUCCAAUAAAUUGGCAUAGCUGCUGCUGUCCACAUGUUACCAACUUCUUAUCACCACCUUUCUCUCCCGGUGCAAACAAUAGACCAGUCAUUUCUUCAGUCCAAAAUAUUGUUCAAGAAUACGAUAACCCUGUUACUACGACUGAAGAGAAGUUACAUUUUUUAUAUCCAACGGUUUGAUUGCUCAGUUUAGAAAGGCUAGAACACCCUACCCCUCGGACGUACAAGCAAAGUCAUACCCCCACCGUGGGUUGAUGGACCCCUCCCCUUGAGUUUUGAUAUGUGGCAGUAUUUCGAAACGAUUUUGCCUUCAGUGGAAGCCUUUGAUCUUCUCUACAAUAUGAGGUAUAUUUUAUGGGUGGUGGCGCUGCUGGAGGUCUAUGACGUCACCAAACAUGGUCGCCAUCUUGGCCGAUCUUGGAUUUUAUCAAGAAUUAGAAAUCAGGUAAAAACAGUGAGAAUUAGUAUUUUUUGCGCUUAACUUGUGAAAUAACACAUAAAUAAAUUCAUUUUAUCCACAAGUUUUACUCCUAUUGUUGAAAAAAGUUGAAAAAACAUGCAUUUUCACUCAAAAUGGCUUGACCACCUUCUACUUAUGACGUCAUAUCUCGUAACCAUAGUAACUGACCAUCACUAAACGUGUCUCCGUAGCGCUGGAGGGAUAAACGAACAGCUACAGAAAAGUUCAGGUGCUGAUGUUUCAUCGUCUAGAACAAAAAUCACCCCCCCUCUCCCACCUUGUACGACCGAGGGUAAUAAUAGUUCUAUAAUUAUUAAAAUGGGACAUCCACAGAAAACAUCCCACUAACAUUUUUUCUGUACUGUGAUAGUAAAUAUUGUACUGUGAUAGUAAAUAUUGUUUUACCUUACAAGACGAGAGAUACCGCUUCAUCUUUUCUUCGCAAGAACCCGGGUCGGAUCUUUAGAGUCGCAGUGCAAUGUCGCCAUCAACGUGAAAAGGCUUUCGCCAACAGCACCUGUGUCAUGGUCAAGGUUGAAGGCAGAAUACAAUGUAAGAUCUUUAAUAAAUAUUCGUGAACACACAUGUUCUAAAUAUAAAAGCAAAUAAUCGCUUUUGAAAAUAUUAUAGUAACCUGAAUGGAAAGAAAACCCUUUAAAGGGCAACAAAAUGCAAAGUCUCGAAAAUGUCGGGUUGUUCAAAAAAUAAACUCACCUGCAAAUUAAUUUGAUUUGAAUCUACUCUCAAAUUAUGCCAAUUAAUGUAUAAAAGUCUUUUAAAAUGCUGGCAAGAUUUGUCGGGGACUGUAUUUAUUUAAUAUCCUGUCCUUGAUGCUAUUUUAAGACAGCCGUGAUAUUUGAUAUUCAUUUUCACUACCCAUGGACCAGAGGGCUUUGAGAUCAAUUUAGGUUUCUGUGAAACUGUUCACCUACCCCUCCCCUAAGCCGACAUUUUGCCCUAAGUGAGAAGUAAGUGUUAAUGUUAGCUUAUGGGACGGGUAGCUGGGCAGUUUCCCAGAAACCUAGGUUGAUCCAAUCUUUGCAACAAUAAUCACAGUGUUUAACUGAAUCGCUAGCUUUUCUUCUACCCAGGCAAACAACUUGAAAGUUCCUGAAAGGACGUUUUCACCAUCACUUAGUAAUAGACCUCUGUAGGCCAUUUGCAAAAUAACGUCAUUUCAUUAAAACAACCAAAAUGCUUCAGUGUCUUGCUUUCUCGUGCGAACUAGAGCUUUCGUUGUUUUAAUCCUUGUUGCCAGAUUUAAUGCGGAAGAAAAAGAGAAAUGGAUUCUGGUAGUAGGACUAAGACGCCAUCGUACAAAUGGCCUUUUAUUGAUACGGUAAGCUACAAAACGAAUGCAGAGGUUGUUUUAAACGUAACUUUCUAUAAAUAAUUUUUUUUAGGUCCAAUUCCUCAAAAGGCUCCGUUAAACCAAUCCGCAACUUUACCACCUCCAACUGUGGAGAUAUCCACCGCCACAGACCUCCCACCUCGUCCAACAAACGCUCAGGCAGAAAAUAUAACGACAGGCACACCAGCUGUAGUCACAAAUACGUGA